Messenger RNA from Selaginella moellendorffii, 1218 nucleotides. Its product is annotated as jmjC domain-containing protein 4. NCBI's taxonomy places the organism in Eukaryota, Viridiplantae, Streptophyta, Lycopodiopsida, Selaginellales, Selaginellaceae. Gene Ontology annotation, biological process: protein hydroxylation; positive regulation of translational termination; negative regulation of gene expression. Gene Ontology annotation, molecular function: sequence-specific DNA binding; histone H4R3 demethylase activity. Bases 29 to 1171 code for a protein of 380 amino acids. Gene Ontology annotation, cellular component: nucleus; cytoplasm. The transcript has 9 exons. The record is from RefSeq and is a predicted model, not a curated record.
UAAAAGUUCUAGGGUUUAUGAAUGCCAAAUGGGAAGAAUCAAUGUAGGGGGGUGUGUGCCCGUGGAAGAUGGGACGAGCUUGAGCUACCAGGAAUUCCGCGAGCGCUAUCUCCUGCCUAACAAGCCCGUGCUUGUCACGGGAUUGAUGGAGCACUGGCGGGCGUCUAGGGACUGGGUGGACGACCAUGGCAAACCCGACCUCGAGUUUCUUGCUCGCAACUUUGGCGGCUCCAAGAUCCAGCUCCUCCAGGUUGCAGACUGUGGCGAGAGAGAAUUCACGGACCAGAAGCGUUUGGAGAUGACGGUGUCUGAGUUUGUGACGCAUUGGAAGAGCGACGAUCCUGAGCGCCGAGCGUUGCUCUAUCUCAAGGAUUGGCACUUUGUCAAGGAGUUUCCAGACUAUGGCGCUUAUGAAACUCCGAUCUUUUUCUCUGACGAUUGGCUCAACCAAUUUCUAGACUCAAACUCCUGGCAUAGCUCCGGCGAUACCGUGCCUUCUUCCGACUAUCGUUUCGUCUAUAUGGGACCAGCAGGUACAUGGACUCCAUUGCACGCCGACGUUUUCAGGUCUUAUAGCUGGUCUGGAAAUGUGUGUGGAAGAAAACGCUGGCAUCUCUUGCCACCGGAGCAAACUCCAUUUUUGUUUGACAGGCACAAAAAGAACACCGUGUAUGAUAUCUAUGGAACGGUGGACGAGUUUCCAGAUUUUUCCAAGACGAGUUGGACGGAGUGCAUCCAAAAUCCAGGCGAUAUCAUCUUUGUUCCGAGUGGAUGGUAUCACCAAGUAACCAAUCUGGAAGACGUGAUCUCGAUCAAUCACAACUGGUUCAACGCCUGCAAUCUCCAUUGGGUGUGGCGUCUCCUUGAAGAUGAUUACAGAGACACUGUUGCUUCAAUUGAGGACGUAAGAGACAUCAGCGACGAUUUUGAAACGCUCUGCCAGCGGAAUCUUGCAGCAAACUCAGGCAUGAACUACAAGGAUUUCGUGGUCUUUCUCGCUGGAAUCCUGGAGAUGAUACUGGACAGAAAAGACAAUACUUACCUUUCAUUUGAUCUACUCAGCGUGAAAUCAGUCUUGCUGAAUGUUGUCUCAGCUAGAGUGCACCAAGAUUUGUGUGAUUACGUAAUAGGACUUUUGAGUAAAAUACAAACAAUCCUAGAAACGAUGUAGUUUAUUCCUCAUAUUCAUUAAUUUAAGAUAAGUAGUAGUUAAUUGCA